AUGGCAGUUCUACCAGAAAACUCUGGAUAUAUUCAAACUUCAGAUCCAAAAAAGCCACGUUCCGAUGCAGCUGUUCCUUUCCGCGAUAUCAUACCUUCGCCGGAUCAUCCCCGCAUUGCUGGGAUACAAGAUCAUACGGCAUUAAGUUGGUGCGAGUCGAGGAGACAAAUUGAAGCUCCUGCUUGGUUGAUAGACCGACUUGAAGCAAAGAACUUGGAGAGACCAUACAAAGGAUUCACAUCAGAUGGAAAUGUUAGACGGGGCCUAUCAGAAGAGAUGGAUAGUUUGAGCUUGAUGCAAAGUUUGCCUAAGGAACUACAAGAUAAGGCAACUUUGAGUAAGGGUAUGGAUGGAAAGAGCCUUCCAGAUGAUAGGUGGAAUCCUUUUGACGAAAGACACUUGGGAGGUGCGAGACAAGAUAACAGGAUCGUUCCCUAUGAAGGAUGUCCAGUUUCUGAGUUUUCAGCCGACAAGCAGGAACAAAUUAUUAAGCUUUUCAAAACUUUCAAUGAGUAUUACCCCGAUGCAGUCUUGGAGCACAGAGUCGCACUAUUUAAAAAGCAUCUCGACGAAACAUAUUUUGCUUGGAUUGGUAAAUUUGGAGACGAUGAUCCAUAUUAUUAUCGCAUCCAUAGUCCUGUAGCAUUUAUGGAAUUGGAUUUCCAUUGUGGCAGACCACUUUUCCACAAAUAA
Molecule: messenger RNA, 693 nt
Organism: Sclerotinia sclerotiorum 1980 UF-70
Lineage: Eukaryota; Fungi; Ascomycota; Leotiomycetes; Helotiales; Sclerotiniaceae
Exons: 3
Coding region: 1-693 (230 amino acids)
Source: RefSeq, a predicted model, not a curated record